AUGGCAGCUAUGAUAGUUAAAAGGCACUUCAACCGCGCUAAACAGCUUAGUGCUAGCAGUAAAGCUAUUCCCAUUUCUAUACUGGCAGACAAAAAUGUGAAGCCCGGCGACAUCCAUACCGCGCCAUGGCCCCCUCCCCCUCCCUCUUCAUGGGCUCGUUCACCAUCUCCACCGCGCCACGAACCCGCGCCGGCCCCGCCGCGCCCUAUAGUCACUCCGCCCGGAUGUCCCUGCGCCCCCGGCAGAGGCCGUGACCGGCCGUCGCGGCAGCCGUCCAGGCCGAGCACCAGCCGCGGUGGCCGCGGCGCGAAGCCGCCCGCGCUCCCGUUCCGCGUCGGACACGGGUUCGACCUCCACCGCCUCGAGCCGGACCUCCCGCUCAUCAUCGGCGGCAUCAACAUCCCCCACGACCGUGGCUGCGAGGCCCACUCCGACGGGGACGUGCUGCUGCACUGCGUGGUGGACGCAAUUCUCGGCGCGCUGGGGCUGCCAGACAUCGGGCAGAUCUUCCCAGACUCCGACCCGCGGUGGAAGGGUGCCGAUUCUUCGGUUUUCAUGAGGGAAGCUGUGAAAUUGAUGCAUGAGGCAGGCUAUGAGCUGGGCAACCUUGAUGCUACACUGAUCUUGCAAAAACCAAAAAUCAGUCCAUUCAAGGAGACCAUCCGAUCUAACUUGUGUGACCUACUUGGGGCAGACCCAUCUGUUGUCAAUCUCAAGGCCAAGACGCACGAGAAAGUUGACAGUCUAGGAGAAAACCGGAGCAUAGCUGCCCAUACUGUAGUUCUCCUGAUGCGGAAAUAGAAAAGUGGAAGUAGUGAAUUGUAUCGUACUACAGGGAUUGAAUUGUAGUGAACAAAAGGCUGUUAUGUUAUACCAGUACUUAAGUGAUCUAGUCACUAUGGGAAUCUUCAUGUUGGAGAAACAAUAAAGCUGAAUGCAAUGAGAGAAGUUUUCUGUAUUUAUAUUA
Molecule: messenger RNA, 967 nt
Organism: Setaria italica (foxtail millet)
Lineage: Eukaryota; Viridiplantae; Streptophyta; Magnoliopsida; Poales; Poaceae
Product: 2-C-methyl-D-erythritol 2,4-cyclodiphosphate synthase, chloroplastic
Exons: 4
Coding region: 1-801 (266 amino acids)
Biological process (GO): terpenoid biosynthetic process
Molecular function (GO): 2-C-methyl-D-erythritol 2,4-cyclodiphosphate synthase activity
Source: RefSeq, a predicted model, not a curated record